Messenger RNA from Dalotia coriaria, 1236 nucleotides. RefSeq names its product putative gustatory receptor 28b. Gene Ontology annotation, biological process: sensory perception of taste; male courtship behavior; chemosensory behavior. Lineage: Eukaryota; Metazoa; Arthropoda; Insecta; Coleoptera; Staphylinidae. Bases 1 to 1236 code for a protein of 411 amino acids. The record is from RefSeq and is a predicted model, not a curated record. The transcript has 3 exons. Gene Ontology annotation, cellular component: axon; membrane; neuronal cell body.
AUGUCAAAGCGAAGUUGUUACGUGAAAAGUUUCGAUUCAAUACUAUUUCUGGGCGCAUUCAUCGGCGUCUCGCAAUUUUCGCUCGCCAAUUCAAAAUGUCUGAGCCGAUUCAGUUCGAUUCUAUUCAUACCCUUUCUGGCGUCAUUUAUCUACUUGAGUUUGGCCAGUUACCACUUCAACACCAGCGAAAUGCUGCAGGAGGAAGUGGUGAUUCUGUCGUACGGCAUCUGGACUGUAUUCUGCGUCAAUUUGCUCGCAACGCUGAGCAGAUUUCCCUAUUAUUUCGCUGUGCGUUGCCUCUUCAAGCGCGUAAUUCUAGACGUGAAUGAAAUCAAUAAGCGGCUCCGCAUGCAACCGAAAUACACGAAGAAUACGUUGAAAAUGUGGAUGGUUUUCUUCGUUUUUACCAGCGCCAAUGCAAUGGUGCGAUGGUGUGCCGAUAUGCAUUGGUCCAUCAAAUUGGCUAUCUUCGCUGGGAAUUUGAUGUAUUAUUGUGAGAACAUGUUCGCGUACAAGAUACUCAAUGAAAUGGCAUUACAAUGUGAGCGAAUACACGCACUCAUGUUCGAAGGGUUGCAAUUCGUACAAGAUGAACAUAAUAGGCAACUCAAAGUACAAGCACAGCAUGCACAACAGAAGGUACACAGAGUUGCCUAUCUUGAAAAGUUUCAGGACUUGACUCAAAUACAUCUGGAGAUUUGUCAAUGUGCAAAGAAAGCGAAUAAUUUAUUUGGUGCACCGAUUAUGUCACUGUUUAUUUUGGAUUUUGCAGUGGUAACUCUCACAUUGUACGACGUGUGUAAUGGUAUUGUCGAUUUAGAUUUAACUACUUAUGAUCAACUACAAUUGCUUAUGAUUCUUGGGAAUUGUCUGCAGAUUGUGAUAAUAUUCGCUAGAAUAAUUAUUUCUAUUUAUUCAUGGACACAUCUAGAUAAAAAGUUGAAAGAAACAGUACUCAACGUUCAUAAACUCUGGAACAUCUUAUCGAUUAAUAAUCAAAUCGGGAAGUGGGCCGGAUGCAUUCAGUUGACGACGAUACAACUGUCAAACGCGAUUCCGCAGUUCAGCGCGUCCGGCAUAGUCGAUAUCGAUUGGCCGGCCAUCAUUUCGAUUAUAUCGGCCGCAUCCACAUACGUGGUGAUAUUAAUACAAUUCGGUUCGAUUAAGCGCCAUAUUGUGAGUGGUGAAGCUGGUGGAGGCGCGCCGCCAUCACAAACAAUAUUAUUCCCUGCAUAA